UUGUAUAGGUUUUACGCCUUAGCCUUUUCUUCUCCUGAAGAGAUCCUGCAAGGCAGAGGAGGUUUAGGAUCAAAGUUUUCCUUCUCUCAGUUGGGUUCCCUUCCCAGGUUGGCAAGCCCCAUCUGCUCCUCUCUUCCUCCUACAAACACAUGCAGAAGCCACCAUCAUCUUGGUCUCAUCCGCUCAAUCUGUCAAAGCCUAUCUUCACAUGCAAGACACAUUGCUAUCUUACUGAGGGUUAGAGACUUGUUGGCUCGUCUCAACUGGUUUAGCUGGCCAGUCAAAGCCGUUGACAGAUUGUGGCUGCUAUCUCAUGCUGACAGAUUCCAGGAGCCACAGGUGAGAGCAGAGUGUAGGAUGGGGGCCAAAGGUGGACUAACUACCCCAGAAGGAGCAGGGUGUGUCCCCCACCAAGGGUACUAUCACCCCACACACCCCACAAGGAUGAAUACUCAUCAUUAAAACACACAAUAAAAGAGUUCCACUAAGAUGUUAAAACAAGCAUCCAUAAUUAAAAUGUGCACAAAACAAUCCCAUUCAAACAUGACAACCACAGAGCAAUGGGGUGUAGAGCAUCUUUAUGUUGUCUAAGAGGAGGACAUUUCCCUCUUUCUUUUAGGGUCCAGUGUGUUUUGAAGAUGUCGCUGUUUGUUUCUCAGACGAGGAAUGGGUGUUGCUGGAUCCUGACCAGAGAGCUCUGCAUAAGGAAGUCAUGGAGGAGAAUCGUGGGAUCCUGGACUCUCUCGGUGGUGAUGGAUUGGAAUUGAAGAAUGAAGGAGACCACAAGAGAAUCAACACAGUGGAGAAGCCAUAUCAAUAUUGGGAUUGUGGAGAGAGCUCCGGUCAGAGCUGCCAUUCCCAUCAAAGAACUCACAGUGGGAAGAAAGGCUAUCAUUGCCCAGAAUGUGGGAAGAGCUUCAGUCACAGUGCCACUCUCACUUCUCAUCAAAGAAUUCAUACAGGAGAGAAACCCUAUCAGUGCUUGGAGUGUGGAAAGAGCUUCAGUCAGAGGACCAACUUAAAGACCCAUCAAAGAAUUCAUACAGGAGAAAAACCUUAUCAGUGCUUGGAAUGUGGAAAGAGCUUUAAUGCAAGUGCAAAUUUUCAUCGACAUCAAAAUAUUCAUCUUGGGGAGAAACCAUUUAAAUGCCAGGAGUGUGGAAAGGGCUUCAGUCGGAGCGCCCAUCUCAUGGGCCAUCAAAUUAUUCAUACAGGGAAGAAACCAUAUCAGUGUCUGGAAUGUGGAAAGAGUUUCAGUCACAGCGCCACUCUCUCUUCCCAUCAAAGAAUUCAUACAGGAGAGAAACCCUAUAAGUGCUUAGAAUGUGGAAAGAGCUUUAAUACAAGCACAAACUUUCAUCGACAUAAAAGUAUUCAUCGUGGGGAGAAACCAUUUAAAUGCCAAGAGUGUGGAAAGAGCUUCAGUCAAAGUACAAAAUUCACGGCCCAUCAAAGAACUCACAGUGGGGAGAAACCCUAUCAGUGCUUAGAAUGUGGGAAGAGUUUCAGUGUAAGCACCUAUCUCACUUCCCAUCAAAGAAUUCAUACAGGGGAGAAACCCUAUCAGUGCUUAGAAUGUGGAAAGAGCUUCAGUCAUAGGGCCCAUCUCACAGUCCACCAAAUAAUUCAUACAGGGGAGAAACCCUAUCAGUGUUUAGAAUGUGGAAAGUGCUUUAGUCAGAGGGCCCAUCUCACAGCCCACCAAAUAAUUCACACAGGGGAGAAGCCCUAUCAAUGCUUGGAAUGUGGAAAGAACUUCAGUCGGAAGGAGAGUCUCACUUCCCAUCAAAGAAUUCAUACAGGGGAGAAACCACAUCAGUGCUUGGAAUGCGGAAAGAAAUUCCAUCAGAAGGAAACUCUCAAUUCCCAUAAAAAAAUUCAUACAAAGGAUAAACCUUAUCAUUGCUUUGAAUGUGGAAAGAGCUUCAAGUUCAAGAGGAGUCUCACAUCCCAUCAGAGAAUUCAUACGGGGGAGAAACCCUAUCAGUGCUUGGAAUGUGGAAAGAGCUUCAGUCAGAGGACAAUUCUCACGUCCCAUCAGAGAAUUCAUACAGGGGAGAAACCGUAUCAGUGCUGGGAAUGUGGACAGAGCUUCAGCCAGAAGGUAAGUCUCACUUCUCAUCAAGUAAUUCACAGUGGAGAGAAACCAUUUCGAUGCCCAGAGUGUGGAAAGAGCUUUACACAAAGGACAGGUCUCAUGCUCCAUCAAAGAAUUCAUACAGGGCAAAAACCAUUUCAAUGCUUGGAAUGUGGAAAGGGGUUCUGUCGGAACUCCCAUCUCACUUCCCAUCAAAUAAUUCAUACCGGAGAGAAACCAUUUAAAUGUGAAGAAUGCGGAAAGAGCUUCAGUCAUAAGGUCAGUCUCACUUACCAUCAGAGAGUUCAUACAGGGGAGAAACCAUAUCAGUGCUCAGAGUGUGGAAAGAGCUUCAAUCAGAGAGCCAGUCUCACUUCCCAUCAAAAAAUUCAUACAGGGGAGAAACCACAUCAGUGCUUGGAAUGUGGGAAGAGCUUCAGCCAUAGGGCCAAUCUCACUUCUCAUCAAAUAAUUCAUACAGGGGAGAAACCAUAUCAGUGCUCAGAGUGUGGAAAGAGCUUCAGUCAGGGGGCAAAGCUCACUUCCCAUCAGAUAAUUCAUACAGGAGAAAAACCAUAUGAGUGCUUGGAAUGUGGACAGAGAUUCAGCCAGAAGGGAAGUCUCACAUCCCAUCAAAAAAUUCAUACAGGGGAGAAACCAUAUCAAUGCUUGGAAUGUGGAAAGAGUUUUAAUAAAAUCACAAACCUCCGUCAACAUCAGAGAAUUCACAGUGGGGAGAAACCCUAUCAGUGCUCAGAUUGUGGAAAGCGCUUCAGUCAGAGUUCCCAUCUCACUUCCCAUCAGAUGAUUCAUACAGGGGAGAAACCCUAUCAGUGCUCGGAAUGUGGGAAAAGCUUCAUUCAGAGCACCCAACUCACUUCCCAUCAAAGAAUUCAUACAGGGGAGAAACCAUAUCAGUGCCUGGAAUGUGGGAAAAGCUUCAGUUGGAAAGAAGGUCUCGCUUCCCAUCAAAUAAUUCACAGUGGGGAGAUACCAUUUCAAUGCCAAGAGUGUGGAAAGAGCUUCACAAGGCGGGCAGGUCUCAUUCUGCAUCAAAGAAUUCAUACAGGGCAGAAACCCUAUCAGUGCUUGGAAUGUGGAAAGAGCUUCAGUCGGAAGGAUAGUCUCAAUUUACAUGAAAAAAUUCACACGGGGAGGAACCAUUUUAAUGCUAUAAAUGUGGAAACAGCUUCACCUUCAACCGGAAUCUAGCUUCCCACCAAACAGUUCAUACAGGGCGAAAGCAUAUCAGGGUUUUAAAUGUGGGAAAGGCUUUAAUAAAGCCCCAUACGUCCAUCAACAUCACAAUGGGUCAUGUGGGGAGAAACUAUUCCGUGCCAAUAAUGUGGAAAGAGUUUAAUUCGGAAGAAAAAUCUCACACCCAAUAAAAAAACUCAUAGAAUCAUAGAGUUGGAAGAGACCACAAGGGCCAUCCAGUCCAAUCCCCUGCUAAGCAGGAAACACCACCAAAGCAUUCUUGACAUAUGCCUGUCAAGCCUCUGCUUAAAGACCUCCAAAGAAGGAGACUCCACCACACUUCUUGGCAGCAAAUUCCACUGUCGAACAGCUCUUACUGUCAGGAAGUUCUUUCUUCCUAAUGCCCUCAUGGCAGGGUGAAGCUAUAUUAGUGCUUGGAAUGUGGAAAGAGCUUCAGUAAGGGCACAAGUUUCACAUCCCAUCGAACGAUUUACAGUGAAGAGAAACAUAUGGUAGUAAUGGAUGUGUAUUAUUUUAAGACUUUGAUUUGUAUAGAGCAGGUACGUCCAACAGGUGGGUCCUGACCUACCAGUAGAUCACUGGACGUCUGUGGUAGAGCACUGGUAGAUCACUGGCUCCUCCCAAAGAUUGACAACUUUGGCUCCCCUAAUAAAAGCUCGAUUUUUUGCCCUGCAACCCCAAAAAUGGAGCUUUCCCCCUCCCUAAAAAAGCUCAACAACUUUGACCUGAACCCCAAAAAAGGGGGUAGGCCACUGCCAGUUUUUAACUCUGUAAGUAGAUCACAGUCUCUUGGGAGUUGGCCACCCCUGGUAUAGAGGCAACGAUUGGAAGAAUGUUCUUCUCAUUCAGCAAUCCGGCACCAGAUCUUGACUAGGGGCACAUUUUUGUAAGUCUCACGUAUAUUCCUCAAGCAGGUGACCCUGUUCUGCUUCCUCCCCAGUGAUAACAGAAACUAAGCCCAGCACAACAAAUGAGGUACUCUUGAAACCACUAUGGGUGGCAGACUCUCCAGCCAAGGCCUUGCGACCCAUUUCACAGGAGGCCUUGUGUCCCACAUAUUGUUGGUUCUAACCUUGUGAAGUUUUGCUCUUCUCCAGAUUUGAAAACCACUUUCUCCAAGUAAACAUGAUAGCAAUCUUGCUGCUGUAAUUAUUUAUUGAAGUCAUCUUCCAUAAUCAUUUUCUAAUAGUGUGUCCAGAAAGUGUUCUGCCUUCAACUGAACAUUUGUUGUGUUUGUUUUUAUAAAAAAUUGCUUUUAUUUUUUAUCUGUGUCAUUUAAAUUGUGAUUUUAUGAUUUAUGUGGAAAUUGUUUUCCAUUUGGUUGUAUACUUUUUGAUAUGUUUUAUUUAUUGUUUGUGACUUCUGUAAUGUUGGCAAUUAUCUAAAUCUUGUCAUGUUGUAAGCCACCUUGAGCAUUGUUUUAACUAUGGAAAGGCGGCAUACAAAUAAGAAAUGAUGAUGAUGAUUAAUAUUAACUUUAAAAACCUGCUGUAUCAAUGUAUGUAUUCGAAUCCAAUAUAUAUAUAUAUUUAGCCUUUUGACAUGCCCACCCAGCAUGAUAAAAAUGUCCCUUUGUGUUCUUGGCAUUUCAAGAAAACAUUUGAAACGUAUUUAUACAUUUUCAAUACUGUAGUUUGUCAGGAGUUAAAUUCCAACAAUACACUGUUUUAUAAAAAAAAAAUCUCUUUGAGAUCAUAACAAGAUGUAAAUUUUAACCCCUUAGUCCACAUAGGUUCCCUCUGUUCUUUUUGUAGAAGAUCUGGAUUUCUAGAGAGGGCAGGAAGUGAGGGUGUGUGUAGGGCAUGGUCCUCCAGAAAUCCCCUCCCUCCGCCCCAAGUUCAUUGAGACCUGGUUAGUCAUAGAAUCCUAGAGUUGGAAGAGACCACAGGGGCCAUCCAGUCCAACCCUCUGCCAAGCAGGAAACACCAUCAAAGCAUUCUUGGCAUAUGCCUGUCAAGCCUCUGCUUAAAGACCUCCAAAGAAGGAGACUCCACCACACUCCUUGGCAGCAAAUUCCACUGCCAAACAGCUCUUACUGUCAGGAAGUUCUUCCUAAUGUUUAGGUGGAAUCUUCUUUCUUGUAGUUUGAAUCCAUUGCUCCGUGUCCGCUUCUCUGGAGCAGCAGAAAACAACCUU
Molecule: messenger RNA, 5431 nt
Organism: Zootoca vivipara (common lizard)
Lineage: Eukaryota; Metazoa; Chordata; Lepidosauria; Squamata; Lacertidae
Source: RefSeq, a predicted model, not a curated record